AUAUUGGUUAUAUAUUUAGCGGUGGCACUGACUUCCUCAAUUUAUGUGUAUAUAGUGAUAUUGGCAACGGUUACUUUGACUUCCAUAAUUUACCGUGUAUAUUGGAAAUAUGUCGUCGGAUUAUAUUGGUUUCCCCAUGCGAUAUAGUUUUGUUUUUAGUGGCUACAUUGCUAUCCCUUAAACCUAACCUUUCUGAAUAUUUUCAUUACCUAUAAAAAUUUGUGUCGGCGUAACUUAACAAUGAAUCGUAGAAGUAAACGUAUCUUGGAUCUAGCUCGAGACAAGAGCCUAGCAGAUAUGACUCCUUCAAGCUCGGAUAAUAGCCAAAUAAUUUCCGAUUCGGAAUAUAAAUUACCAGAAGAAUCCGAAGCAGAAAGUUCGUGGGAAUGUGGAUACAGAGAAAGUGAUUUUUUUUUGGAUAGACCUAUUGAACUGCGUCAAGAAUUGCCCGACAGUACAUAUACUACGAUGCAAACAAUACAACCAGGUUUACCUCCCGAAGAAAAUAAUAGCGUUGACCACAAUUACUGUGUCAGUCUCAGACAAAAUGACAAUCUGGAUUCCGAAGUUAAAACACCUGGAAAAACUCGACGUGUUAGGAGAAAACAUCAAUGCCUAUAUUGUAAUCAAGAUGUCGGAAAUUUCUUAAGGCACAUGGAGCGUAAUCACUGGGACGAAUUCCAAGUACAGGAAAUUUUGUCGCUAGAGAAGAAAUCUAAGAAACGGAUUAAGUUGAUUGACAAACUUCGUAAGGAAGGUGACUUUUCUACAUCAAAUAUUGUACCUGUAAUGGCAAACAAAAAAAAGCUAGUUGAAGACUAUAUUGUUUGCAAAUUUUGUCAAGGCUAUUAUGCCAAGAAUAGCCUUCGUCGCCACGCAAAAAAAUGUUUCUUUAAUCCCGAUCCGAGUCAACGCUUUCAAGCACAGAUUGAAGGUCAAACAGUAAUGGUUGGGAAUUUUGGACCGAAUGAUCCUUUAAAAAUUAGCGGUCUUAUAAACAUGUUACGAGCAGAUGAAACUUCGUUGGUUGCUAAGAAAGAUCAACUUAUUUGUGAAGUUGGUAGGCGCUAUAUAAAAAGUCACAAAGAAAAACAUCUUUUGGUAGUAGCGAAACGGAACAUGAGACGAUUAGCUCGUUUACUCAUCAGCGUCAGAACACUCAAAAAUAAUAAAACACUUGGUUUAGCUGAGAUUCUCUUACCUAAAAUGUUUAAAAUACUGGUUUUAGCUACAAGAAACAUAGCAGAGUAUGACGUUGAAAAUCGAAGUUUUAAGUCCCCUUCUUUGGCACUUCAGAUGGGAACACUGAUUAAACAUGCAGUAAAUACAGCGUGUUCUAUUGAAAUUCAAAAGGAAAAUCCUCGUAAAAAUUAUAUAGAAAAUUUCAAGGAAUUAAUAAAACUUAUUGAUAAUGACUGGGCAAUUGAGGUUUCGAGCGAAGCAGGACAGAAUUUGGCUUACAAAAAAUUUAACAAACCAACAUUAAUACAUGUGGCGGAAGAUAUCAAGAAACUGGACCAAUAUCUUAAAAAUCUUAUUUCACAAGCCAAACUUGUCUUGGCAGAAAAUGAUCACAAUGAAAAAGCUUAUCGAGAUUUACUGGAAGGGAUAUUUUGCAGUGUCAUGAUUUUUAACAAAAGGUGGGUAGGGGAACUCCAAAAUCGCGAUGGAUUCUACACUCUCUUUGGUAAAUCUGAGAAAAAAUUUUGAUCUUGAAAAUAAUCAGUAUCUUUUUGGUUUACCGGGAACAUUAAAUCCAAUUGGAGGAUAUACGGUCAUGAGAAAACAUUCAUUACUGGCGCUUGGUGGAAACAAGGCAGCAGCAUCAUUGUUGACUUCCACUAGGUUAAGAAAGCAGUUGGCAACUAUCACUCAGAUUUUUAAAAUGGACAAAAAUGAAUUGGAGCAGCUUGCUUCAUUUAUGGGUCAUAAUGAAAAAACCCAUUCAGAAUUUUAUCGUUUGCCAGACGACGUUUACCAAACCGCUAAAGUGAGCAAGUUAUUAUUACUUUCACAAAACAGUGCGUUAUUUGAAAAGAACAAAGGGAAACCUCUGAGUGAAAUAGAAUUAAAUGAUGAGAUCAUAGACGAAAGUGAAGAAAAUUAUUUAGAAGAUAUUUACGAAAAUGUGUUAGAAAAUCAAAACCCGAAUCAAUUGAAAAAUCAGGAUCAGGUUCCUGCCUUUGGUGUAGCAGACAUUCCUAGAGAAAAAAAACGGAAACGUAAGCUGGUACCAUGGACAAACGACCAAAAAAAAAAUACGGAGUGUUUUUUCAAAAAACACAUUAAAAAUAAAAUUCCUCCAAAAAAGCAGGAGGUAAUGAGAUUAAUCGAGAGUCAUCCUGGGAUUUUUACAAACAAAACAUGGCCAGUAAUAAAAGUUUACAUAUUCAAUAAAUUUAAUAAAAAAUAACGGGUCUGAAGAUGUGUUAUUUACAAAUUUAGAAAUGUUUUUUAGUUUGUCAAUGAUAACGAAUGUUACAUGAAAACUAUUUUUGUUUCCAAAUUUUUGCUACGAAAAAGGUUUAUUUUUUAUUUUAUUAAUGCAAUCUAUUUUAUUUUAAUUCAUUUGAUCAUUGCGUAUAAAAUAUGGUAAAUAAA
Molecule: messenger RNA, 2601 nt
Organism: Cylas formicarius (sweet potato weevil)
Lineage: Eukaryota; Metazoa; Arthropoda; Insecta; Coleoptera; Brentidae
Exons: 3
Coding region: 241-1710 (489 amino acids)
Source: RefSeq, a predicted model, not a curated record